UUGUGAUGCUCACCCCUGAAACAAACCAUCAUGUACUACGUAGUGAGUAUUCUUUGCGUGCUUGGCUUCUCCCUUUCUCAAACCCUACUCUACUUCUACACUACGCAUCUCUCGCCAUUCAUUGCAUCACGGACCGGACCCCAACCACACCGCAAUUUCUUUUCUUAUUCUUCGAUUCUCAGUUUCUCGUUUGAUAGCUUUCAGGGCUCGCGUGGACCAGCAGCUCUAUUUCUGUGCCUGGAGCCGUGACUAGAAUCGUGUCUUUCGACCUCACUGGUGGCUAUCCGAUUAGACCACGGACGGUUCAGUCCUAUGUCUGCGAAGUAGCAGCUGAAAGAUGGCUCAAAAUCGGGAUCCAGCGUUCUGGCGACGCUUCUCCCUUGCCAUCCAUCUGGACGAGGAGUCCAAGGCUUCCACUCCUGAGAAGGAGGAAGUCAGUCUUUGGUCGGACAACUGGAUUAAAGACCAGGAACGAAAGCGCCGACGAAUGAUCUUGUGCGGCUUCCUGAUAUUCUUCCUGACCGCGCUGUUUGUCGUUGGCGUUAUCGUGGUGAUUGUUUGGCUCAAUGCCCACCACUGGCUGCAAGACGCGCCGAAAGCAUCUUGAGGUAGAGGUGCUUCGGGGGUUAAGGGUCUGGGUAGAUAUAGAAGGUGUCUUGUGGAUAUGGAGUUCUGGUCAGGCAUGAAUGAGCGGGUCUCAUUGUCACUAUUUUCUCGCAGUCUCUUUUCUUUGCAUGGCGAUCUGGAGCUGGUCUUAUCGCAAUCUGUCC
Aspergillus saccharolyticus JOP 1030-1 is the source of this 770-nucleotide messenger RNA. RefSeq lists its product as uncharacterized. The transcript has 3 exons. The coding region runs from base 338 to 607 and encodes 89 amino acids. The record is from RefSeq and is a predicted model, not a curated record. Lineage: Eukaryota; Fungi; Ascomycota; Eurotiomycetes; Eurotiales; Aspergillaceae.